AUGGCUGAUAAAACACCACCUUACAUUCCGGAAGAUUGCCUUCCAGUGGAGGAAGAAACUGGUCUUCGAUCUGAAGUUGUGCGAACCAACUCAUUCUUCUGCCAGUCUCUGCUGCGGGAAAUAUCAGAGAAUUCAUUGAUUUUGCUUCCCAGGGCAAAGAUCUCAAAUGAAGAUUUAGCCAACUGUAACAGUUACUCUUCCGAAUCGAAAGAAAAUUCGAGCGUGACGCCGGAUUCGCUAUUCAAGCUAAUAAGACGAUGCAGUGGCAUGGUGAAGACUUCAGAAUGUGGAAAUAUGUUUAAUGACCAGAUAAUCAAAAUGUCUUGCAAUCUGCCUACAGAUAUUUCAUUAGAGGAAAUGUCAAAGGAAACGGCACCUGAGCUACCCAUGAAAAGAUUCUGCAGUACAGAUACAAACAUUCCCGCCAAAGAUGUGCAAGUUAUGUUAAGUCAAGCCCCGUCUAAAGAAUUCUCCCUGAAGAGAUCCAGGAACCUGUCAACUGAAGAAUCUGAAGCUUCAUUAUAUAAGAGAACUAGGGUCUCAACAGAGGAAGUUGGUACAGCAGAACAGGGAAAUGAAAGCUGCAUAGUUCCACCGACUAUAUCACCAAUAACACAAGACAUACCAUCAGACCUGAUUAAUGAAAAUAAGUCAGGUCAAGCAGCAGAGAAAGAGGUAGUGAUAUCUGAGGCCAAUGAGAAAUCCACGGAUGUUCCAACAGCAGAAUAUGAGAAAAGCUCAUCUGUGCAAGAUCAACAGGAGAAUAUAUCCUCUAUAGCUUUUGUUAAAGGAAAAACUACAGAAGAUAAAUAUUCUGAAGGAGACAGAUGUUCAGUUUGUGGGAAAACUAACUGCCCUUUAGAUCCUAAACGGGCAUCAAAAAUAAGUCCUAUUCCCAUGCAACAAAAGUCCUUUUUGGGGAAAUUAAAGUCAUCACGAAAGUCAAAGCAAUCCAAGCUUAGUGUUACGAUGGGGAAGAGGACGAAGACUCCAUCGAAACGUUACAUUAAUACCCGAAGUUCAAUAAAUAGAUUGGCUAAACGCAUGGCUAACCAUACACCACUUCAUGUCUUCAAGUUGAAGGGUCAGCUCUUUAAAGCCGUAGAAGAUGGAGAUGUGGUCAGAGUGCAGGAGCUAAUACAAGACACGGGAUCAGCUGUGAGGAAAAACAAGACCAGAUGCACACUCCUUCAUGCUGCAGCGUCUCACAACCAACCGGAUGUGGUGAUGUUUCUGUUGAAAUUUAUCAGUCCCAAUGUUACUAACAAGGAUGGACAAACUCCAGCUCAUGUAGCCGCUGAAAAAGGUCACACACAAGUGCUGAGUCUUUUAGCGCGUGACUCUGACUUUGAAGCCGACAAACGGGAUAAUCGUCAUAAUUCAGUAAAAGCCCUACUUGGUGGCCAUCUGUUCAAGGCCAUCUUAGAAGGAAACAAGAAAGAAGCAGAAAGACUUGUGGAAUUUGGUGCAGACCCAGAUAGUCACGGUGGGAAGCUGGUGAACGGGAUGUUGACACGAGAGCUUGGAGUCACUACACCUCGCCUCCUGGCCAAUGCCCUAAAUAUGGAAUGGGCUGUUACCAUGUUUGCAAAGAAAGCAAGAAAUGAUAAGAAAACCGAUGAAACUAGCUUUCUAACAUCAGCCACCUCCAACUCGGUACAACUUAAAGUGCCCACACGACAGUUUCACGUGAGACAUGCAACAGCAAUUCAAGGUGCUGAUGUGUACAAGAUGGACAAAGAAGCACGAGGCUUUGUUCGCAUUUUCAAUUUCAGUUCUUUUAAGGACAGAUCCGACCUGAACCUUCAGCAACUCGACUACGAUGCUCGCAUUAUGUCAGAUGUAUUUGAUAACAUGGGAUACAAGUGUAAAACACACUCGUCACUCACGGCUCAGCAAACUAAGGAAGUCCUGAAAGAUAUUCGGGAUGCUGAUGAACUAACGGGCGUCGGGUGUGCUAUAUUUGUCAUUUCUGGUUAUAGUGUAAAUGGCAGGAAGAUUCUUACGCCUGACAUGAAAUCUUUAGACAUCGACUAUAUCUUAAAUCUCUUCAAGGAUUCCGAAUGUCCUCAGCUCAAAGACAAACCCAAACUUUUCAUCUUUAACUUGUACAACCUGAGUGAAGUUAACACAACAUCAAGCACUGAACCUAUAAAAGUGAUGAGGUUGACAGAUCCCCUCAACGACAUAGCUUGUAUCUAUUCCAAUAACAUUGGUCUCAACUGCAUCCCGAAUGGGAAAGGAACAGCCUUCAACUGGUAUUUGUGUCGCACUUUGGCAGAGCAUGCCGCUGACCAGGAACUUUGUGAAUUUUACAGAGAAUUCCUGAAAAAUUAUAACGCGAGCUCUCCUACUUUCUCACCCGAACUGAGAUACUUUGGCUUCACCAAGAAAUUCUUCUUUAAUCCCAUGUAAAUUUAAUGAGAUCCUCUGUAAAGUUUUUAUCUGAUUUAUACACCAUUAAUUCAAGAGAUCUGCAAUGGCAUGUUAAUUGAGGCACUUGAUUUUUAAUCAUUGUUUAAAGAAAGUUUCUAGACAAACACUGGUCAUUGGGACAAGCAUAGAAAAGUAACUGUGGUAUUAUUUCGAUAAAUAACUAUCAACAAAUUAUUUCAACUACACCUCUUGUUUUCUGAAUUUCUAUAUUCUCAUACCUCUUCCACCGAUUCUUGAUAUGUAUGUAUAUAAUAUACGUAUAUAUAUAGGAAGAUUGCUAGUUAGAUAUCUCCAUAUAUAUACAUGAUUUAUUGAUCAUAUUCAUGUAAAUAAUGUACCUAAUAUAUCUAGUCAUGUAAAUGCUGCAUAUUGUAAGCUUUUA
This is a messenger RNA of Penaeus indicus, 2818 nucleotides long. RefSeq lists its product as uncharacterized. Lineage: Eukaryota; Metazoa; Arthropoda; Malacostraca; Decapoda; Penaeidae. Bases 1 to 2415 code for a protein of 804 amino acids. Gene Ontology annotation, biological process: proteolysis. The transcript has 5 exons. The record is from RefSeq and is a predicted model, not a curated record. Gene Ontology annotation, molecular function: protein binding; cysteine-type endopeptidase activity.